Messenger RNA from Sclerotinia sclerotiorum 1980 UF-70, 1113 nucleotides. RefSeq lists its product as hypothetical. NCBI's taxonomy places the organism in Eukaryota, Fungi, Ascomycota, Leotiomycetes, Helotiales, Sclerotiniaceae. The transcript is spliced from 2 exons. Bases 1 to 1113 code for a protein of 370 amino acids. The record is from RefSeq and is a predicted model, not a curated record.
AUGCGCACCUCUACCUUAACCUCAUCCGUUCUUGCCGUCGGGCUUGCGUCCGCCACUACUUCCCGUGAAAACAGUUCGGUCUGGGUAACAGAGGUGCCUGACCAUGUACGUCCCUAUGCAAUCGCGCAUUAUGAUGCAUCUGGUUGCGUGGUUGGUAACCAGCUCUAUCGUUUCCCCGUGACCGGGCCAUCUUCGGGAUAUGCCUUUUCCCUACUCCAAACAAACGCACCAGGAUCAACUGAUUUGGGGGUUCUUCCUCACAUUCACCAGGCACAUUAUGAGAAUUUCUUCAAUCUCAAAGGCCGCUACCAGCUCUGGACGGAGAAGGAUGGGGACGAUCAGACAAGAAUUUUGACAGCAGGAGACUAUGGAAGUGUACCAAUCAACACCACCCAUACUUUCCAAGUGCUCGAUCCAGACACUGAGAUUGUCGGAGUUAUCCAACCUGGAGGAUUCGAAGAUUUGUUUUACGCACUUGCAGACUCCAACUGGACUUUAGCUUCCUCACCAACCCAACCACCUUACGACCCUCUCCUCGUCGUCAGUGGCAGUGACUCUCCCCCAGCUUCAGUUAUUAGCUCUCUUCAGUCAUUCGACGUCUAUGCUAAGCUCGACUACGUUCCACGCAGCGAUACUGUAAAUGGCACUGCACCAUUAAACUCCACCUGGCACACCGGUCCAAACGCCCUCGGCGCCCAAGGUUCUCCAUACUACGUUGCAAAGGACUUCGGACCAAAAUACCUCAACGAUGCCGCUGGCUACCAAAUCAUCCAGCCAUUCGUUACUCCCGUGCAAUCCAAGGGCGACUUUUCGAUGUCUACCAUUACACUCGACCGCAAGUUGUCUAACGUCACUAUCCCAACAUCCAAAUAUGCUGGCCACGCGGCUUUCGAGGUUCUUGAGGGCAUGGUAACUGUUGAAAUGGAAGGCGAGACAUUAUCACUCAUUCAAGGAGAUGUUGUUUUCAUUCCAGGGAACACAACAUACAAGUACUAUAGCACUGUCCACUUCUCAAAAUUCUUGUUCAUUGGUGCCGGAGCUAAAGCAAUGGACACUCAACUCAUUGCUGAUGGUGCUACUUGGUCAUCCCCAAUGUGGCCUAAGUAUGCUUAA